AUGCCAGGUGCAAUCACAGAAACCAAAUCAACGCCGUGGACAGUUGCUGAGCAGUUCGUGGAAGAGAGAAUCAAGUUAAAACAGGGUAACUCGCGGGUUGCGUUAGCGCUGAGAAAUGCAAAAAUACAUCGACCUUCAUUGUAUCUUUCUGCCAAAAAGUCCUUCGACAGAGCUUUGGGACGCGAUGAGAUCAACAGGACAGCGGAUAAGAAAGUUCCGAAAAAGAAAACAAACUCUCGCGAUUACAAAACAGAACGCUCUCCUCAAACUGAGAGAAAAUCUCGGAGGAACACACCAAGCUGUAGGAGUGGGACUGUAACAGAAACUUCGGGAUCAAGACUCGAGUCCGCCAAACUUCCUAACUCUUCUUCUUCAAUGUCAGAAGAGACGCCGGACGCCAUGUUAGAAAAUCCUUUGGGAGAGAGUGUACAUUCUUCCAAAACUGACAGAUCGGACAACGCUGUAACGUUAAAAACUGUGAACGUAAAACCGUGGGAAAAUGAUUUUGUGAAAACUCCGUCAAACGCUGAGCCAAUCUCGGGUGAUAUCGAGAGAGAAAAGAGGAUGGACAGAAAUAUUUCUCGUCUUAUCGAACUUCUCCACGAAUGCAAUGAACGUAGAAACGACGACAUUAAACAUUACUCCGCGACAGUGCAACAGAACAACCAGAAACUGCUCAAGCCUGGACGGAUAGUUUAUCCCGAUGGAACUUUUCCGCGUCCUGACAAUCUGGAUAAUGGUUUUCUUUCUGGGGUGUUGAGGAUCAGUUCAAAAACGCCUCCCAAUCCUCGGUGCUUCCAUCGACUUCCCCCGGUACUUCAGCAAACCAUGAAUAAUAGUUUUUCUUCACUGAACAAAAACACUUUAAGCUAUAGGUUACCUGCGUUGAAGAAUGAUUGCCAUGUGUGUUCAGAAUGUCGCCAACUGGAUGAAAAGAUGUUAAGAAACGCCAACAGCGAGACGGAAUCAGAGCAACUCAAACGCCUUAAACGUAAACUAAAGUUGAAGGAACGCGCUUAUGUGGAGCAAGAUCUGGGUGUUAUUUAUGAAAAGCCCCCAGCUCUAAGGGUUGUAGAAAAUGAUGUGCCUUGUUUGGGUUUAGAAAAGCAAACGGGGACCAAGCUUGGUGAAUAUUUGUCGCUGCCAAAGCUGUAUCUAUCGCAUCAUUCCACAAAUGCCACUAGCCCUCAAAAGUCAAGAAAAACAAAACCAAAAACCAUCGAUUCGGUUAGAACCGUGGAUAGUUGGAGUGAAAAGAAACACCAUUGCUAUAAAUUGGCAAAAACUGAGCACGUGAACAAUACAGACCCUUCUAAGGACAAAAAGUCUGCAAAAGCAAUGAAAUCAAAAGAGUCUAAAUCAGGAAACAAGUGCAAGAGUUCCAAUGCUGAUCAACCGAGAGUUUUGUUGACUCCAUUACGAGGGUUCACGCCGCACUGGAGUGAUUUUUCAGAAAGCCCCGAUCCUAUGUUGUGGAGAGAGAACGUUGAGACAACAAAACAAGGCAUUGACCAUGGCCAAAGAGACGCGGAAAAAGAAUAA
Messenger RNA from Porites evermanni, 1542 nucleotides. The record is from the annotation of a GenBank genome assembly. Lineage: Eukaryota; Metazoa; Cnidaria; Anthozoa; Scleractinia; Poritidae.